This is a messenger RNA of Python bivittatus (Burmese python), 6187 nucleotides long. Lineage: Eukaryota; Metazoa; Chordata; Lepidosauria; Squamata; Pythonidae. The record is from RefSeq and is a predicted model, not a curated record.
GGGGCUCAUUGCUUGCAGCUCCUGUCUAACCCAAAUGAUAAAGAAGAAGGAGAAGCCCACUCUCAGUUGAUGAAGUCAAAUGAGGCUCGGCGCCUGCGUUCCCAAGCACAAUCUGCCUUUCUCAAGAAAGAUUACUACACUGCUAUCAAUCUCUUGGAUAAAAUUCUAGAUGUUUGUGUUUGGGAUGCAGAGCUGCGGGAACUCAGAGCUGAAAGCUAUAUCAAGGAAGGGGAGCCUGGGAAGGCUAUCAGUGACUUAAAGGCUGCUGCCAAACUGAAGAGUGAUAAUACUGAAGCAUUCUAUAAAAUCAGCACUAUAUACUAUGAACUAGGAGACCACGAAAUGUCUCUAAGUGAAGUGCGGGAAUGUCUGAAACUGGACCAAGACCAUAAGGCGUGCUUUUCUCACUACAAGUGGGUAAAGAAGCUCAAUAAGCAGAUUGUUUCAGCAGAAGAGCUCAUCCAGGAAGGAAGGUACCAGGAAGCCACUGAGAAGUAUGAGGCGGUUAUAAAGAUGGAGACAAAUGUUCCUGUUUACACCACACGAGCCAAAGAGAGAAUCUGCCAUUGCCUUUCAAAGAAUCAACAGUCAACAGAAGCCAUUAAACUUUGCACUGAAGUUCUGCAGCUAGAGCCAGAAAAUGUGAAUGCCCUCAAAGAUCGGGCUGAAGUAUAUUUGCUAGAAGAAAUGUAUGAAGAAGCUAUCCAGGACUAUGAAACUGCUAAAAAAUACAGUGAUAAUGACCAACAGAUUCUGGAAAGCCUUGAGAAAGCCCAGCGGAUGCUCAAGCAAUCUCAAAAGAAGGACUACUAUAAAAUUUUAGGAGUUAAAAGGAAUGCCAGAAAACAAGAAAUCAUAAAGGCCUACAGGAAGCUGGCAAUGCAGUGGCACCCAGAUAAUUUUCAGGAUGAAGAAGAGAAGAAGAAAGCAGAGAAAAAGUUUAUUGAUAUUGCAGCUGCUAAAGAAGUCCUCACGGAUCCAGAAAUGCGGAGGAAGUUUGAUGCAGGAGAAGACCCACUAGAUGCUGAGAGUCAGCAAGGUGGAGGAAACCCUUUUCACCGAGCCUGGAAUUCCUGGCAAGGUUUCGACCCAUUCAGUUCUGGAGGACCUUUCAAAUUUAAAUUCCAUUUCAAUUAGAACUGCUACAGUCUUUUUUUAUUUUUAUUUUUAUUUUUUUUUGCAUCUGGCAAUCUGUAUUUUUUUCUAGGUAACUUAAAAUUAUGGUUUAGUCCUUGAACAAGAACUUUAAUGAGAACCAAUUUUUUGGUGAUAGCCCAAAAGGGAAGCAAACCCAGCAAUGUUAAUAACACCGAUUUGUUUGAUAGUUCUGGGCAUCAAGUCCUGAUGAGUUUAAAGCUCCAGCUCAAGACAAACCCAUCCUUGAGAAGAAACUGAUUCAAGAAAGCACUUUAAAGUUUACUUAAACCAUUAGUGCCCUUUUGUGGGAAUUAGUCACUUGAAAUAACAAAACAUAAUUUACUCUACCUUUAGUUUCCACAAGAGGAAAUGCUAAGGUCUCAACUGACUAUUGGAAGUAUUACACAUCUGUAUGACCCUUUACAUAAUAUAGAAUAUUGGCCACUGCAGGCAGUUUGUAGACAGUUUUCUAACAUAAUGUUACAAGGGCAAUUUUCUCUGAUUGAAACCUCUCCUUCUGGUUGCUUCUAAAAAUUAAAUAGAAUUAAAUUUUUAUCAGGUGGCAGAGAAUCAUUUUCGACUCAAAGUUUGCUUGACAUUUGAGCAAGACUGAGAUGUUGCUCAUAAUAAACAGAACUUUGUUCUGCUCUUGAAGAUUUAUUUUUGAGGGGUGAUAGGUGAGAAUGUUGAACAUCUUCACAACUGUUAUACACAUCUCUAUUGUUCCAUAGAGCAAUAACUCAUAGACACGACUUAAAGUCUUUUUCCUGUAACUGAAUUCUGGUAUUGUGAACUGUGUUCAAAAUGGAGCCUGGAGUCAUCGUGGGAUAUAAUUUUGGACUUGCACUGUCUUUCACAUCCAGUCCUUUUCAAGAACGCUGUUUUGGACACUUAACAAAAUGACGUGCAUCUUUCACCUUUCUUGCUCUCAUAAGUAACAGGUAUCUGGCCCUGUCCAUUUCAAAUGCAAGUCUCAAACAACUAAAAAUAAUAGUGGUUGAACCUCACCUUGUUGAAUGAGGACCCACGGAGUGCUUUUCUUGUUUCUCUCCUUAGGAAUGACUUCAUAAAUGCCAGGAAAGAUAGAUGUCACCUACAUCUAUCAUACAAUCAUGCUUGUAUUUUGGACAUCUUGAAAGACUGCAUAAAGUGCCAUUAUAAAAAGAGGGGUUGGGGGAAAGACAGCCCUUUGGUUUCAGUCACCGAGUCCUUGUAUAGGAUGUGGCUUGCGCUGCAUUGGUUUUGCCAGAACUGCUUAUCCUAGAGGCCCCAUCAGGCCUGCACAUGAAUUGAUCAAAAGGUUCAGCCAUGCUUCUGGGUCAACUGAAAUAAAACACUGCCUUGGAAGUGUUGCCAGAAUAAAGCUCUCGGGGGUGGGAGGCCGGGGAGGAGGUAGAUUCUAUGAAAACUAUGAUGUUCUUUUGAAGGUAAAGAAAUACUUUAGUGUUCAGCAGUAGCACAUAGUUGUUUUAAUUGCUUUAAACUCUCAAUCAGAAAGGGUUUUUUUAGGGGGGGGCAAAAUGAAUUCGGAAAUUAACAAUUGUGCCAAACCUUAAAUUGUUUCUAUGCCAAUUAAUGAAUAGAAAUUGUUUUAUUAUGCUGUUGUUCCCAUGUGAUUCUGAGUAGAUUUGGGGGGAAAUUGGAAAAAAGGAACUUAUUUCAUUCCUUUGGAAAUUAAAGAAGCAAUUUAAAAGGCAGUUCAGUUAUCAAUUGCUACCAAAAAGUAUCCAUAAUAUUAAAUGCCUCAAAUGUGAAAAAAUGAGAACUUUGGCUUUGCAAAAUAGCUUCUCUUAAGCGGUAUAUUUCAAGAGCACAAAGAUUAUGAUGGUCUUCAACAGCUGAGGGUAAAAAAAAGUAUUCUCAUUUUUCUCUUCUAUAGGAACAAAAAAAGGACAAAAACAGGUUUAAAUUACAAGGAAGUAGAUUUUGGUUAGGGAUCAGGAAAAAAAAAAUCCUAAAAGAGCAAGCUCUUCAACAGUGGAGCAGGCUCCCUUGGAAGGUGGUGGACUCUCUUCUGCAGAUGUUGAAACAGGCUGGAGAUCCAUUUGUGGAUGUUGGCAGGUCUUGCAGGGGAUGGGGGUUGGAUUAGAUGAUCUCCAAAGACCCUUCCAACCCUUACAUUCAAUGAGUUGAUUCAUUCUCAAUGUUUUUCCUUGGCACUGAUCUUACAAGUGCUGAUUUUAUUUAUGUUAAUACCCAGAAGAACAUUCUACCAAGUUAACGGCCACCUAUAAUCUGGAAUAGCCUAUAGUCAUGACUAUACUUUUAUAAACUCGUCGUAUAGCUUACUAGUUUCCAGCUGGUGGGCUAUGGGGAUAUUGCAAAUAGUUCACAUUAUGAAAAUAUCUGUUUCUCCCUAUUAUUGACAAAUAUCUAUUUCUCAAUCUAGAGGUAGGUAGAAAUUGGCUGAAAUCUCAUGUAGUCACUAUCCUGUUUGAGUUUCUGUCAUCUUUAUUAAACUUUCAAAAUAUUUGGUAAUCCCUCAAGACUACAGCCAUGUUUUUUUUAAAAAAACCAAGGUUCAGUGCUCUCAGGUGCCAUAUUAUCAUCCCCUAACUGGCAUAGUGGUCUACAAAGACUUUCAGGAGAUGUGGUGGUCUACAUAAAGGAAAACAUGAGAAACUGCUGGAAAUAGCCCAAUGGACAAUUUGCACCUAGGACUGAUUUGUCAUGCACAUUAAAGGAAGGAGCAGAAACUUUAUGAGAAAAAGGUCAUAGGGAAAGUUCAAGGGUUUUAAGUAACAAAUCCCCCCCCCCACCAAUUAUUCUCAAAUGAAGGAAAAAAGCUGCAUUAGAAACCAGGCCUGACUUGAUCCAGCCACCCAGGUUCUCUCUGCUUUAACAAACUGACACGAAUUAGAAUCAGUUGGUUCUUUCAUGCAGUUUGGGGGGGACAAUUGUGCAACUAAUGACAUUUUAGCAAUGGAAUAACCAUAUACUUGCAAAAUUAAUAUAUUCCUCUGUGAAAUUAGGACUAACGAGAAAAAUUGCUUUGGUUGCUGAAAUGUAGAAUUCCAGUUUUGUUCAUAAUUACAGUAAAUUAAGUAAAUUAUUUUCAAAUUGAAGUGUUUUAUAAAACAACCCAUGGAUUUUAACAUUAUGUACUUUUUAAAUUCUCCUAAUUUCAAAUCUGGAAGGUACUUUGUGGCAGUGAAUUUUGAUAUUAAACUGGUGACAUUGGUGUGCAUUUCACCUACUCGCUGAGUCUGAAAUUUGAAAUUCUAGUUAACUAUCAACUAUUGCCUCUCUUAGUGGGAAAAUGCUUGGAACGUACUCUUCUUUAAAAUAAACAGAAUGAAACCAGAGUAAUACUAAAUAUUUACUAGGGGGUAUACUAGAACUUCUGAGGCUUUCACCCAUUAAUAUAUGAUGUGACAAUACAUGGGAACCAUUGCUGAGUCUUCCCCCUCUGCUAGAAGCUAUGGGCUAUAAACAGUGGUUAAAGUAAUAAACUUUUUUCUUCCCAUCAUUACCUACUUUGUCUCUUUCACUGUAUUUUGCAGUGGGAGGUUGCAAUAUUUGAUUCCAAAUGGGUGCUCUGUCUGACAUUGGAAAAAGAAGUGGCUGCUUUAAAAGAGACAGAUACACGUUUUAGCUGUGUGCACACCAAAGCAGCUUUUCUGAAUGGUUCCUUAAGUUCUGCAGUCCUACUUUAUUGUAAGAGUUGGCCAGCAAGCAACUUGAAAGCUGAACAUCAGGGUUUUUCAAACGGUGUCCUACAAAACCCAAGGAGAGAUUAAAGGCCAAAAAAAAAAAAAGUUAAUUCAAACAGUUUUCAAUCACCAGAACCUCUUGAUCAGGAGUUCCAGGAUUUUUUUUUAACUAAUUUGAAAAAGUUGCAAGCCUCUACUCCAGAGAUCAUCAGUGAGCUAACAAGGCUGAGAUAAUUAAAUACAGAGGAAUAUAUAUCAUACUGGGAAAGAUCCUUUAUUAAGGUCACUGAAAGCAUCAGACAAUAGGACAGGCUUUCUCAUUAAUGGACAUUUUUCAUAAUGGAGCAAAUUAAUGAGCAUCCCAGAAGAAUCAGUGAUUUUUAAUCAUACUUAUAAAUAAGCUUGAGGCAGAACAAGUUAUGUGGUGAUGCCAUGGUCAAUGUGAAAUCCCUGCAGAUUGUAGAAUGCCUUAUCCUAGUAAAGGAAGUGGCUGCUUGAUGUUUCCAGCCCAGCUGUAAAGCCAUGGUAACCUGCAUUAACAGAAGCCUUGCACAACCAACAACAGCUUCCAAAUGAUCUAAACAUUUCAGAAGUAAAGAGUUCAGAACUAAUCUUGGGGUCCAAGCCCUCCUCAAUUAAGAGUCUAUGACAAAGUUACGUACUUCUGAUCUCAAGAAGCUCAUCUUUACAGUAUUUCUUCUGAAGAGUUGAUCAUUUUUUAAAAAUGCUGUUUGCAAGUUGUUAAAAAAAAAAUCACAGAGAUUGCUAGUUUGCCAUGUUCCACUAUGUGGAGCUAAUGGGUUGCUCCUGAUGCCACCACCAUUAUCCAUAGGAAUUGUCCCAGUCUCUUCGUUUCUACCAUAGAUAAUGUGAGGUAAUAUAGGAUCUAUGGCAUGAGUUUGUUAAGUUUGCUGCCCCCCCCCCCGCCAUUGGUCACAUUUUGCAGAUGGAAAAUUUUGACUGCAGUGAUAUUGUGUGAAUAUAUUUUUCACUGCAGUUUUUGGGGAAAACUGGAACAUGAUGCAGAAGUCUCUGGGGAGAAAGGGAGGGGGUUCACUGAAAUAGAAUUUGCUAAAAGUGAUGUGCAAACAUGCUGAAUAAAAGGAUUAAUAAAAAGUAAUUUCAAAUACUGUCUUAAGUAUUAAAUACUGUUAUAGAAGUUCUUACAUGAAGCAUUUUAAAACUUAAAUAUGGCAUUAAGUGUUCCAUUUAUUUUCUGCAGAAAGACACAGAUACCGUCAUUUCCAAAUAUGCUUUAUUGGGCAUCUUUUACAGUCUGUUCGUUCUAUGCCACAUGCAAUGAGUGUAAAAGCAGUUUUUUAAAAAAUUGCAGAGUCUUCUUAAAAUAUACAGACAGUGUAUCUUAAUUACAUUAAUUAAAACCAGCUUUUCUUUUC